Scheffersomyces coipomensis is the source of this 2849-nucleotide messenger RNA. It is a transcript of the gene HIS4, whose product is annotated as trifunctional histidinol dehydrogenase/phosphoribosyl-AMP cyclohydrolase/phosphoribosyl-ATP diphosphatase. The coding region runs from base 167 to 2746 and encodes 859 amino acids. NCBI's taxonomy places the organism in Eukaryota, Fungi, Ascomycota, Pichiomycetes, Serinales, Debaryomycetaceae. Gene Ontology annotation, cellular component: cytosol; cytoplasm. Gene Ontology annotation, molecular function: histidinol dehydrogenase activity; NAD binding; phosphoribosyl-ATP diphosphatase activity. Gene Ontology annotation, biological process: L-histidine biosynthetic process. The transcript has a single exon. The record is from RefSeq and is a predicted model, not a curated record.
AAUGAGUCAAUCUUAAUUUGUUUUUAUAUACAGUCCUGGAAAAAAUUAUCAGGUCCAAAAAAAAAAAAUUAUGACAAUUUUCAAUCAUCAUGAUAGCUGAAACAAUACUGAUAGAUAGUGAUAACCAGACUAGAUUAUAUCUCAUAAUAGAAGUACGGCAGGUAUAAUGUCAUUCCCAGUGUUACCAUUGAUUAGUUCACCAUCAGACAAGGAAUCAAUCCAAGAUCUUUCCUUUGUCGGUGAGCUUUUGUUCCCUUUUAAAUCAGUGCAAAUUUCAAAGUAUUUCACCAGUCAAUUUCCCCAUGAUGUUGAAAUUAACGUCGAUGUUGAUGAAACUGAUAAAGUUGAUGUGGAUGAGAUCGUCAAAUUAUUGAACAAUGGUAUUAAAACUGUGUUCAUUAACGAAUCUGAUGUGGAAGAAGUUAUUGUCAAUAGUGGUUUACCAAGUUCUAGAUUUGCAGUUAAAUUACAAAGCACUACUACUAAAAUAUCUGACCAAAUUUUACAAUCUCAAGCUUCAAUCGUGGUUAACUCCCCAGUCCAAGAUUUCAAAUCAUUAAGUAAUGGAGGCAAUAGAUCCAUUUAUUACUCAUCAUCAUCUGUUGAUGAUGAAACAUUGGCUAUCAAAUUAGCUGGUGAAGGUUAUAUCCCAAUCAUCGCUGCUGAAAAAUUAACCACUGGAACUGACUCUACUAAGAUCUCUGUUUCAGAAGUAUUUGUAAGUACUUUAACUACUGAUCGUCAUGAUGGGCUUUACACUACUUUAAUAACUACCCCAGCUCCAGCUUAUACUGCUUUAGGUGUCGUAUAUUCAUCCAAAGCCUCUAUUAAAGCUGCUAUUGCUGAAAAAGUUGGUGUUUAUCAAUCUAGAAAGCGUCCUGAAGAAUUAUGGUAUAAAGGUAAGACCAGCGGUGCUACUCAAUCAUUAGUUAAGCUUGAAAAAGAUUGCGAUGCCGAUUUAAUCAAAUUCAUCGUUGAACCAAAGGACGGAUUUGGUUUCUGUCACUUAGAAAAUAACUUUUCAUGCUUCUACGAUGGACAAUUGGAAAAUAAAGACGAAGGCUAUGGUAAAGGGUUAGCUAAAUUAGAUUCAACCUUAGCUAAAAGAAUAGAAUCUGCUCCAGAAGGUUCAUACACUAAGAGAUUAUUCAAUGAUGAAAAAUUACUUAUUGCUAAAUUAAAAGAAGAAUUAGAUGAACUUAUUGAAGCUGGUCAAAAGAAUGAUACCAAUGAAGUUGCUUGGGAAAGUGCUGAUUUAUUAUAUUUCACCUUGGCUUGGGCUAUAAAACACGGUGUUAGAUUAGCUGAUAUCGAAAAGAAUUUAGAUAUAAAAUCUAAAAAAGUUACUAGAAGAAAAGGUGAUGCCAAACCUGCUUAUCAAGAAAAACCAAAGGAAGCUGAAGUUGUAUCUGAACCAGAUUAUAAAUUACAUAUCGUUGAAUCAGCUCAUACUAAUGAAGAAGGUCUUCAAAAAGCUUUAUCUAGACCAGUUCAAAAGACUUCUGAUAUUAUGAAAUUAGUAUUACCUAUCAUUCAAAAAGUUCAAAAAGAAGGGGAUAAUGCUUUAAUUGAAUUAACUGCUAAAUUCGAUGGUGUCACCUUAGAAACUCCAAUUUUAAGUGCUCCAUUCCCACCUGAAUUAAUGAACAUUUCAAAAGAUAUGAAAGAAGCUAUUGAUUUAUCUAUUUCAAAUAUUGAAAAAUUCCAUGCUGCUCAAUUACCUAAAGAUCCAUUCAUGACUGUUGAAACUGCUCCAGGUGUGUAUUGUUCAAGAUUCGCUAAACCUAUUGAAACUGUUGGUUUAUAUGUUCCAGGUGGUACUGCUGUUUUACCAUCUACUGCUAUGAUGUUAGGUGUUCCAGCUAAAGUUGCUGGAUGUAACAAUAUCAUCCUUGCAUCUCCACCAGCUAGGGCUACUGGAAAAUUAACUCCGGAAGUUGUUUAUGUGGCUCAUAAGAUUGGUGCUAAAUGUAUAGUUAUGGCUGGUGGUGCUCAAGCAGUUGCUGCUAUGGCUUAUGGUACUGAAAGUGUAUUAAAAUGUGAUAAGAUUUUAGGACCAGGUAAUCAAUUCGUUACAGCUGCCAAGAUGCACAUUCAAAAUGAUACUCAAGCUUUAUGUUCAAUUGAUAUGCCAGCUGGUCCAUCUGAAGUUUUAGUGGUUGCUGAUGAAAAUGCUGAUGCUGAUUUCGUCGCUAGUGAUUUAUUAUCUCAAGCUGAACAUGGUGUUGAUUCUCAAGUUAUUUUAAUUGGGGUUAAUUUAAGUAAACAAAAAUUAAUUGAAUUUGAGCAAGCUGUUGAAAACCAAGCUAAAGUAUUACCUAGAAAGGAAAUUGUUUCCAAAUGUUUAUCACAUUCAUAUAUCUUACUUGUGGAUACUAUUGAACAAGCAUUUGACUUAUCUAAUAAAUAUGCUCCUGAACAUUUAAUUCUUCAAAUUGAAAAUGCCUCAAGUUACGUCCCAGAUUAUGUUCAAAAUGCCAGUUCAGUUUUCGUUGGAGCUUUAUCACCUGAAUCAUGUGGUGAUUAUUCAAGUGGUACAAAUCAUACUUUACCAACUUAUGGAUAUGCUAAACAAUAUUCCGGUGUGAAUACUGCUACUUUCCAAAAAUUCAUAACUUCACAAGAAGUCACCAAGCAAGGAUUGGAAAGUAUUGGUAAAGCUGUUAUGACCUUAGCUGAAGUUGAAGGUUUAGAAGCUCAUAGAAACGCUGUCAAUGUUAGAAUGGAGAAAUUAGGAUUACUUUAAAAAAACAACUUAACUUUGUAUAAACAAUAGAAACUUAUAUUUUUAUUUUAAAAUGUAUAUAUAAACCAGUAGAUAUACAAUAUAUUAUUACUUUACUUUAAUU